AUGGAUAUUGACUCUUCUGCUAUAACUACUAUGACAUCAGAUACAUCUGUUGAUGCAUCCGAGCGAACUAUCGAACAGCAACAUAGUCCUGUAAAUACGAACAAAUGUCAAUAUUGGCUUCCAUUCUCUGAUAUUUAUCAAUGUCGAGAAUUGAGUACUUAUCAUUGUUUUCAUUGUUCGUCUUCGUUUUGUCUUCCACAUGGCGUACAACAUCAAUGGAAUUUGAAAGAAGAAAUAAAUCAUUUAUUAACUGAGACUAAAAAACUCCUGAAUAGUAUUCCACAAUUAAAUAUUAUUAGUGGGAAAGAAAAUUGCAAGAUGCUGAUUGAUCAAUGGGCAGCAGCUAUGCAUGCAAAAAUUAAUCAGAAACAUUAUGAACUUGAGACGGAACUAAAUUGUUAUGAACAACAGAUUGAAACCAAUCAGGAUCAAUGGAAAAAAUCUUUAGAAAAUCGAUUAACAACAAAAAUUGGUUGUAAAUUGGAAGAACAAUUGCAAAAAUAUGAGGUUAAUGGAAUGGAAUUCAAAAAAGCUUGCCAUGAACUUGAACAUGUACGAGAGCUCUUCUAUCUGUUUAACAGUAAACCAUUAAUUUCUGUGACGCAUAAUGAUGACAACCAAAUCAAUUUGAAUGAACCUUGUUUAGUUUUCGAAACCAACAUUAAAAGUGGCAUCGAUUGGAUGAAAGAUCUUUCCUCAGACAACAAUAUUGAUACUAUGAACCAUAUCUGUGUACGUCAGUUUCCAGAUUCUGAAAUAAAUCACUCUCUAGAGUCAAUAAUUUCAGCAGCAUCAUUGUUUCAUUAUCAUCAUUAUCAACUCGUACAAAUUAUUGAUAAUAAUAAAAAUAACUGUGAAUUAAAUUUACGUUACAAAGCUUUAACUGAUCAAGACAUGAAAAAUAUGGUUGCCUACGGUAUACAAAAUAAUACAACUCUUACAACACUCGAUCUUUCUCAUAAUCAAAUUGGACCGACAGGAACAAAAUAUUUAAGCGAUGCAUUACGAAUUAAUACAACAAUUAUCAAAGUCGAUCUUUCCGAAAAUCAAAUUGGAGAUGAAGGAGUACAACAUCUGAGUGAUGCAUUACGAAUUAAUAAAGUACUUACUACACUCAUCCUUGUUUGGAAUGAUAUUAGAUCUGAGGGAGCACAACAUUUGGGUGAUUUAUUACGUGUUAACACAACUCUAACGACACUUGAUCUUUCUCAUAAUGAAAUCGGUGUACAAGGAACACAAAAUCUUAGCGAUACAUUACGGACUAACACCACACUUACUACACUUGAUCUUUCCUAUAAUCAAAUAGGACCUCAAGGUGUGCAAUAUCUGAGUGAUGCACUACAAACUAAUACAGCACUUACUACACUCAAUAUUUCCUGGAAUGAAAUUGGUGUUCAAGGUACACAACAUCUGAGUGAUGCAUUACGAAUUACCACUACACUCACGACUCUCAUUCUUUGUGGCAAUCAAAUUGGUUCUCAAGGAAUACAACAUCUGAGUAAUACAUUACAUUCAAACACAACACUCACUACACUUAAUCUCGCUCGAAAUGAUAUUAAAUGUGACUCAAUACAAUAUCUAAGUGAUGCAUUAGAAAUUAACAAAACACUAACUGCACUUGAUCUUUCUCACAAUCGAUCUCGACGUCAAGGCUUACAAUAUUUGAGCAAUGCAUUACGAAUAAACAAAACACUUACUAACCUCAAUCUGUCCUGGAAUGAAAUUGGACCUGAAAGAAUACAACUUUUAACUGAUGCAUUACAGACUAAUACGACACUAACUAUACUCGAUCUUUCUGGAAAUCAAAUAGGCAAUCAAGGAAUACAAUAUAUAAGUGAUACGUUACGAAUUAACGCAAUACUAACUAUACUUGAUCUUUCACAUAAUCAAAUUCAAUCUCAAGGUGCACAAUAUCUAAGUGAUGUAUUACGCAUCAAUACGACAUUGAUUAGACUUAAUCUUUCGUGGAAUCGAAUUGGUAUUCAAGGAGCACAAUAUUUAAGCGAUGCAUUACGAACUAACAAAACAUUGACUACGCUCGAUUUAUCUCAUAAUCAAAUUGGAUCACAAGGAACACAAUAUUUAUGUGAUACACUACGAAUUAAUACAACUCUUGCUACACUCUAUCUUUCUGAUAAUCAAAUUGGCUUUCAAGCAGUUCAAUAUCUGAGUGAUGUAUUCCGAACUAAUACAACACUUAUCAAACUUAAUCUCUCUCGGAAUCAAAUUGGAGUUCAAGAAAGAAAAUGUUUAAUUGAACUAAGUUUUAUAAAUAAAAACUUGGACAUUGUUUGGUAA
Messenger RNA from Rotaria sordida, 2298 nucleotides. The record is from the annotation of a GenBank genome assembly. NCBI's taxonomy places the organism in Eukaryota, Metazoa, Rotifera, Eurotatoria, Philodinida, Philodinidae.